AUGACCCCUCCUCAGCUCAUGCAAGACGUUCUGCUAGGCACCAUGCCCCGUCGGUCUAUGCAAGCUCGCGAGGCCAUUGUGUUGGAGCCAUGGGACGUAACAGGGAAGAUGGUUGUGUACAGUGGUGCAGGGUACUGCAAGCUGGCUUUGCGGUUCUUGUCGUCUUCCCUUCGAUUUUCAGCAUACAAUGGCUCUGACAUAGUCGGCAUAUUGAGCCAGGCUAACCUUGACAGGGUCCGGCAAUGUCGGACAGUACCAGAAGGAUCAGGGCCUAUACCUGAAGAGAUUGCCGCUGUCAACAAGAUAAUUUACACGAUCGAGAACGUCUUCGUCAACGUCUUUCAGUGCGUACCUGUCCGCAAGUUCUGGGGACCUCAAACUCAAGGCCACUGCAUUUUCUACGGCCCUUUCCUUGCCGUUAAUAAGUCAGCUAACUCUCUUAUUGACUUUGUUUUAGUGAUACAAGCGGUGAUUAUGCUGUGGAGCAUUCAGACGGACAAGAAGACAAAAUGGAGACUAUUAAUUGUCUUCACGAUUGGCGGCCUUGCUGGUGUCAUUGGCUUCGUCAAAAUCGGCACAGGCCUGGCAGCCUGUGUUGUUGUUGGCAAUCAAUACAUUCUAGGCGUAUGGGCUAGCGUUUAG
Lindgomyces ingoldianus is the source of this 642-nucleotide messenger RNA. RefSeq lists its product as uncharacterized. The transcript has 4 exons. NCBI's taxonomy places the organism in Eukaryota, Fungi, Ascomycota, Dothideomycetes, Pleosporales, Lindgomycetaceae. The record is from RefSeq and is a predicted model, not a curated record. Bases 1 to 642 code for a protein of 213 amino acids.